GUUUUUCCUGCUUGACGUAUAUAUAGGUGGCGCCAACGAUCUCUCUUCUACCACCUCUCUAGACGCCUCCGAUCCAUCCCACUCCAAGAAAACCAGCUGCUCACGCACCUCACCAGUCACCUACCUAGCUCUGCGGCGAUGUGCAACGGCGAGACCAAAGCCGCGACGUCCACGGCGGCGCCCCACGUCGCGCUGCUCUCGUCGCCGGGGAUGGGCCACGUGGCGCCUCUGGCCGAGCUGGCGCGCCGGCUGCACGAGGCGCACGGCUUCACCGCCACGGUCCUCACCUACGCCAGCUCCGACUCCGCCGCGCAGCGCGCGUUCCUGGCGUCCCUGCCGCCGGCCGUGGGCGCCGCGUCGCUGCCGGCCGUCCCGCUGGACGACCUCCCCGCGGGCUCCGCCAUCGAGACGCUGCUCUCCGUCGAGGCGCAGCGGUCCGUCCCGGCGCUCACCGCGAUGCUGACGGACCUCAGGUCCACGACGGGCAACCUCGUCGCGUUCGUCGCCGACCUCUUCGGCGCCGACGCGCUGCGGGCGGCGCGCGACGCCGGGGUGCCGGGCUACCUCUUCUUCCCGUCCAACCUCCUCAUGCUCUCGCUGAUGCUCCACCUCCCGCGCCUCGACGCGGAACUCGCCGCCACCGUUGGCGAGUUCCGCGACAUGCCGGAGCCCGUCAGGCUCCCCGGCUGCGUGCCGGUGCCCGGCGCCGACAUCCUGCAGCCGCUCCAGGACCGGACCAGCGACGCGUGCCGGUGGAUGGUGCACCACGGCGAGAGGUACCGCGACGCGGCCGGCAUACUGGUGAACACGUUCGACGCCGUCGAGCCAGGCGCCGCGGCCGUGCUCCGGCGGCCCGAGCCGUGGCGCCCGCCGGUGUACCCGGUCGGGCCCAUCACACGUCGGCCGGCGACGACGGCCGCGGACGACGGCGACGCUAGCGGCUGCGUGGAGUGGCUGGACGCGCAGCCGGAGCGAUCGGUGCUGUUCGUGUCGUUCGGCAGCGGCGGCGCGCUGUCCGCGGCGCAGACGCGCGAGCUGGCGCGCGGGCUGGAGCUGUCCGGGGCACGGUUCCUGUGGGUGGUGAGGAGCCCCGUCGACGACGCCGGCGCCGGCGACACCAACCCCGGGGAGAGCUACUACGACGGGUCGAAGAGCACGGACGACCCGCUGAGCUACCUCCCGGCGGGGUUCGUGGAGAGGACCAAGGCGGCGGGGCGCGUGGUGCCGUCGUGGGCGCCGCAGGCGAGGGUGCUCGCGCACCGCGCCACCAUGGCGAUGCUGACGCACUGCGGGUGGAACUCGGUGCUGGAGAGCGUGGUGAGCGGGGUGCCCAUGGUGGCGUGGCCGCUGUACGCCGAGCAGAGGCAGAACGCCGUGCUGCUGUGCGAGGAGACCAGGGCGGCGCUCAGGCCUGUGGUCCGCGGCGCCGACGGGAUGAUCCUCGCGGAGGACAUCGCCGAGGUUGUCAAGGAGAUGACGCAUGGCGAGAAGGGGGCGGCGGCGCGCGCCAAGGUGGAGGAGCUCCGGGAGGCGGCGGCCAGCGCGCUCCGGCCCGGCGGCGUGUCCUACGAGACACUGGCUGAAGUCGUGAGCAAAUGGAAGGGGGCUGCCCACUGAAGCUCGUUUGAACUGAACUGAAUAUUUGGCGUUGUUAAAAUUUAAAACUGUGGAGUUUGAGUUUGAUAUGAAGUACAGUGUCACCCAUUCAUACAAAUCCCUUGAAUUACUCGUUUGGUAAAAAGGUUGUGCAGCAAAUUGUACAGUGUUAUUCAUGUCUACCAUGUGUACCCGUUGUGAUUUCUGCUAUGUGUUUCUACUUUUUUUUUUCCAGUAAGUGAGCCUAGCUCAACUAGUUGGGGUAGAAGGUGCGGUUAUGCACCUAACCACCCAGGUUUUGAGUCCUCUUUUGCACUGAAUUUGGGUGCAUAUUUCUCUUCUUAAUGAUUAAAUGAAAAACCAUCUAGUUCCUC
Sorghum bicolor (sorghum) is the source of this 1970-nucleotide messenger RNA. RefSeq names its product UDP-glycosyltransferase 72B1. Bases 139 to 1617 code for a protein of 492 amino acids. The transcript has a single exon. NCBI's taxonomy places the organism in Eukaryota, Viridiplantae, Streptophyta, Magnoliopsida, Poales, Poaceae. The record is from RefSeq and is a predicted model, not a curated record. Gene Ontology annotation, molecular function: UDP-glycosyltransferase activity.